CGUACUAAUCUAUCAAGAUAACCGUCAUAGUUUCUUCCCCAGAUCUCCCCUGUCGAACCACAACAAAGUGCUCAGUACCUUCGAAUAGAGGACGUGAGUCCGAGCGACUUGCUCUGCUAAGAGAGGGGAUACAUGGCCUAAUGGAGGAGUCUAAAGAAAGCCAGAAAGAGUCUGGUCAAGCCGGCAAUGGACAGCCAUCCCCGGAGAGCUCCAAGCCGAGGACGCCAGAGCAGGAAGCUAGAAUACCAGGUAAUGGGGGAAAUGGCAGCUCUGGGACAAAUGUUGAGGGGCGUGAAGAGGCACAAGACAAUGCUUUAGUUGCAGAGACAAUUUCACGUACGGUUCACAGCAAAGAUUCAUCUGAAAUUGACCGAGAGUCAUCUGCCGAGACCCCUCCACCAUUACCUCCCCGGCCAGUAAAUCUGGAAUCAACUGAUGCGCAGAAUACCUUGCAUCUGUCUGGAAAGCAAGCCCGGCCCAAGUUACAAUCACAUCCGACGACUGCAGUGUCAUUAACCGACAUUAGCACGCAGGUAAACAAUGAAGGAAUUCGGGAGACGUAUCCCAGCACCACUGGAGGCCUUACUUCCCCGCUGUCAGUCGCCAGUCAAUUCAACAAUCGGUUCGGGAGUCCAAAGAGCAGUGAAACAGAAGAUACUGCUAGCAUCAAGAGCUAUGUCCCUACAUUGGAGACGGGCGGAGAUGUGGAAAGUCUACUUGGAGAGGUCCUGGGGAAUGGGCAGCAAGACCCCGCCUGGAGGUUUAUGACCGCUCAGGGCGAGAACCAGAACGCUGCCGAUGAACUUCUGCCCGAAGAUGCAGCGUUUGAGAAGGAUUUUCAGAAGGAGUUCAAAGAGCUUGAAGCGAUCAAUGCAGAGGGCACAAAUGAAGAGGCUGUUCUAGACGCAUGGACAUCACGAAUGAAGCAUUUUCUCAUCUUAUCUGCUGCCGGCAAACCCAUUUAUAGUCGACAUGGAGACGAUAACAUUACAUCGGGCUACAUUGGAAUCAUACAGACGAUCAUUUCCUUUUACCAAAACGCAGACGACACGCUGAAAAGCUUCACCGCGGGUGAUGUUAAAUUUGUUGUGCUCUCAAAGACUUCAUUGUAUCUAGUCGCUAUCAGCCGGCUGGGAGAAAGCGAUGGACAGCUCCGAGCGCAAUUGGAAGCGCUUUAUAUGCAGAUUUUGUCGACAUUGACACUUCCACGGCUGCAAACCAUAUUUUCAAACCGGCCUUCUUCUGAUCUGCGGAGGCCGCUUUCGGGCACGGAGCCAUUGCUCUCUGCUUUGGCCGAUACUUUUACUCGUGGCUCUCCGCCAACACUCUUAUCCGCACUCGAAUGUCUGAGACUCCGAAAAUCGCAUCGACAAGUGAUUGACCAGACAUUGCUCAAAACGCGGACCGAGAAUCUCUUGUACGGAUUAAUUGUGGCAGGUGGACGGCUCGUCAGUGUCGUUCGGCCCAAGAAGCAUUCUCUCCAUCCUAGCGAUCUGCAGCUGAUUUUCAACAUGCUCUUUGAGACAGAAGGGGUAAAGACUGCUGGCGGUGAGAAUUGGAUACCCCUUUGUCUGCCAGGCUUCAACAAUACUGGAUUUUUGUACAUGUACGUGAGCUUCUUGAGCGCAAAGGAAGACGAGAACGAGGAUGAGAGUCAAAGGCCAAGCACAUCGUCUUCCUUCAACAAGGAAGAAGAGGUAGCUGUUUUGCUCAUCAGUCCCAAAAAGGAGAGUUUCUACGAAAUGCAGCAAAUGCGUGAUGACGUUGUUGAGCAACUUCAAAAGAAUGGCAGCAUGGACUUGAUCAAGGCAGCCGUCCGUCGAGGACGACCUCAUGUGACCGAUGUGGUCCCAGGCACUGUACUGCGUCACUUUUUGUACAAGUCAAAAGCAAAUGUUCAAUUUGCUAUGCCAUCAUUUGAGCCGCAUUUCAAAGGCUUAGUCGCUCGACGAAAGCUUUUAUCGAUAUAUCAUACAUUACAUGCCAAUGUGCAUUCCAAAAUCUCCCAUCUCAAAGUCCAUUACUGCGUCAGCCGGGACUCGAUUUCACUCGCGUGGACAACACCUCUUUUUGAGCUGUACUGUGUUGCCGGCCCGUCUGCGAGUCGCGGUGCUCUCGCGCAAAGCGCAAACAAGGUUGUCCAAUGGGCUCGAAAGGAGGAGGAGCGAAUAUUUAUCAUCGGAGGAGCUGUAUUCUAACAUCUUUCGUCCUUACUAAUUUCAUCGCGCACAUUCGCAUCCUGCGUUGUGUUGCAUAUAUCUCGGCAAACCAGGCGUUUGGCAGGCGGGCGGUUCUCCUGGCUUUUAUAUCCCAUGGC
Molecule: messenger RNA, 2317 nt
Organism: Xylona heveae TC161
Lineage: Eukaryota; Fungi; Ascomycota; Xylonomycetes; Xylonales; Xylonaceae
Product: vacuolar fusion protein mon1
Exons: 5
Coding region: 141-2198 (685 amino acids)
Biological process (GO): protein targeting to vacuole; vesicle-mediated transport
Cellular component (GO): fungal-type vacuole membrane; Mon1-Ccz1 complex
Source: RefSeq, a predicted model, not a curated record